This is a messenger RNA of Galendromus occidentalis (western predatory mite), 2327 nucleotides long. RefSeq lists its product as uncharacterized. Gene Ontology annotation, molecular function: serine-type endopeptidase inhibitor activity. The record is from RefSeq and is a predicted model, not a curated record. Bases 1 to 2274 code for a protein of 757 amino acids. Lineage: Eukaryota; Metazoa; Arthropoda; Arachnida; Mesostigmata; Phytoseiidae. The transcript has 7 exons.
AUGCGUCCGGUCAUAUACUUGAUCCUGGCAUCCCUCCUGCUGCAGCCGGCAGUCGCUCAACCCCCAAUGACGUUCGGGAUGAGGAAGCUCGCCUUUUCGGCGAAUCAAUUUGGCAUUGAUCUCUACAGAACGAUGCGAAACUCGGAGGGAAACAUCGCGUUCUGCCCUUUUUGCAUCGAUGAAUCCCUACUCAUGACAUUGCUGGGUGCCCAGGGCCAGUCCGCGAUGGCUCUGCGUCACGUGCUCUAUCUCUGGGGAAUGCAACCCCAAGAGCUGCAUACAGCAUCCCAUCAACUUAUCACUCAUCUGGGAAGUCAGCUCAAAUCCGCAAUGUACGAAGACUACAUGGGCCGAUCUGCCAAAACUCUCCGCCGCUUCGCGCGAGCCGCCCGAGCAGAAGAGACCAAAACUCCUCCGGAGAAAGAUCGGCCCGCGGUGAAACAGAAACCGAAAGAAGAAGUGAGGAACGAUCUCUACAAAAAUCAUCAAUACUACCCGCCAACGAGCAAUCCUUUCGAUCAGAGAGGAGGGACAUCGCCCUACAGACCGGAGCAUUCAGUAUACUCUGAUCACCACGAGAAUCCUCCCCCUCACCUUUACGAUCAUGAUCAGAGGCGUCCCCCGAUGGAUUAUCGUCCCAGACCUCAACCAGGUCCUCUGUUUUCUCAAUAUCCUGACCUCAGGCAACCCCCUUCUUCGUUGAAUCCGGCGCUCUACAAUAACCGAAAUCCCCCAUAUGGUCCCAUCUCAGGCGGCGCAUACAUAAGACCCGCUCAGUUCGAAGCGCGUCACCAUCCACCUGAAUAUCGUCCCUCCUCGCCCGGCAAUCUCAAUGAGAUGAGGCCCGUGAACGACCGAUACCCCGGACCUUACCCUCCGAGUCGGACCCCACUUUUCGGCGCGACGAAUCGUCCCUACUACUCCCCGUAUGAUUCCAAGCCAGUGCUCGCACCCGCGCCUCCGAUGCAAGCUUCCUUCUACAGACCGGAUCGCUACAGACCGAUGCCCCCCACUCCGAUGGGUGGAUAUCCCAGACCUCCGUUGGACUACAACGGUAACGUCAAUAAUCAUCAAGCGGCACCCUUCACUUCUCGCUACCGACCACCAUACGGCGGACCACAUGGUGCUGCGAGCGAGCUGUCCUUCAGUCAUCUGCCAUAUGACCACGGACACGGGUCCCAUGGUCACAACCAGGCUUACAGCCAACAGUACAUGCACCCGAUCAACUCUGAGAACAGACACGGUUGGCGGCCGACUAAUUACGGAAAGUCAAAGGAGCAACCCGACGACGAGGACUUCGGGAACGCCAUCGACAAGAACCUGGCUUUACCGAGCAACGAUCCGGACGAUACUGAGCUCGUGAUGUUCAACACGAUCUACGUGCAGAGAGAAUACGCUGUGAAAUAUCCAUACCAGAUGUACGUCUACAACUACUACAACAGUUCCGUACACUCCCUGGACUUCGUGAUGAACGGAGAAGAGGCUCGUCAACAUAUAAACGCGAUCAUCGAGAAACGAACUCAAGGAAAAAUCCAAAACAUCCUAACGGAUAUUCCGUCGCCCUCCACGAAUCUACUACUGAUUUCGGGAAUUUUCAUCGAAAGCGUCAUCGACAUUGAGAACCUGACUCCGGUCGACAAUGUUCGCUGGAUUGCGAACAGCCGGCAAAACUUCUCCAAAGAAGACGAUGAUGUAGGAAACCCAAUGAUGAUGGAGGCUCGCGGCGUGAAAAUCCGUUACACGCGACACGAUUAUCUGAACUGCAGUGCUGUCGAAGUUCCUCUCAGAGGAGGUGUCGUGACCCUUUUGAUGAUCACGCCCGAUCACAUCGACGACAUGGGUGUCCUCGAAGACCGACUUUCAGCACAAAGAAUAUCUGACAUCAUGGCUACGAUGCAGAUUAAGAAAGCCAACCUGAAGUUGCCUAAGAUUCAGAUCGAACACAGUCACGUCAACUUGACACAUGCUCUGUCCGCGAUGGGUCUCCAGAACCUGUUCGUCCCUGGGCGUGCCGAGCUGUUCGACAUGUCUGAUGUCCGCUGGCUCCACGUCAGUAACGUUUUCCACAAGAGCGUUCUCCACAUACAAGGCCCGCCUCUCAAGGACGACCUUGAGGAAGUUCUUCAAGGGGAUAAAACACCGAAGAAGAUAACGAAGAUCCCUGGACAUGCCAACGAAGGUCUCAACGUGGUUUUGAACCGGCCCUUCCUCUACUUCGUCAUGGACUCUGUCAGCGGUCUCGCCAUCGCUAUGGGUAAAGUGAUAAACCCUUAGUCCGGUAGUGCACGACGUAAUCCGUAGGGAACUUCUGGUCACGAUUCCGAGAA